GAAAAACCUCGCUGUUAUGGAAACCAGGUAUCCCUCCAUGGCUGGUCGUCGUUCUUACGAGGAUUUUGAUCCCCUCUGCAAAUGGCGUAGAGAAGAAGGCCGUGACAUCCUUGAAGUUCAUCUUCCUGGAUUCAGGAGAGAGCAAGUAAAAGUUCAGGUGAAUCAUCUGGGUUUUAUAAUAAUAAGCGGCGAGCGAGCAUUAAUGGAUGGAAGCAGAUGGAGGCGUUUCAAGAAGGAAAUUGAAAUUCCAUCUCACUGUAAUGCAAACGCUAUCAAUGCCAGAUUCAUGCAGAGCAUUCUCACGCUGGUGAUGCCCAAGCAAGUUAAUCCAGUUUCUCAUACGGACCCACAAAGGCCAGCCCCAGAAUACGAACGACCCCAUAAGGAAAAAGAUACUACUGCAGAUCCAAGAAUGGAAUUUACAGGAAGGAACAGGACGAGAGAAGAUACUAAAGUCCAAUUCACACCCAGCAAUGAGAUAGUAAAACAAGACAUGGACGAGUCAGAGAACGAAUUUGAAGGAGAGACUGAUGCAAAAUUAACACCCGAAUCAACCAGGGAAGUCGCUCUCAAAGUCUUUCUCGUCGUCAUUCUCGUACUUCUCAUCGCAAGUUAUGUGACAGACAUGUGCAAAAGCAUGGUCGCCGAUUCUUAUUUUCUCAGUUAAGCCAUAUUCUCCAUUGAAGUUGUGUAAAUUAAAUACAUAUAUAAUCACUACUGAACAUCAUGUAUCCUAUUUCUUUCAAGACA
This is a messenger RNA of Neltuma alba, 750 nucleotides long. RefSeq names its product inactive protein RESTRICTED TEV MOVEMENT 2-like. The record is from RefSeq and is a predicted model, not a curated record. Lineage: Eukaryota; Viridiplantae; Streptophyta; Magnoliopsida; Fabales; Fabaceae. Gene Ontology annotation, biological process: cellular response to heat. The transcript has 2 exons. Bases 17 to 667 code for a protein of 216 amino acids.